Molecule: messenger RNA, 5106 nt
Organism: Oryzias melastigma (Indian medaka)
Lineage: Eukaryota; Metazoa; Chordata; Actinopteri; Beloniformes; Adrianichthyidae
Product: roundabout homolog 2
Exons: 26
Coding region: 469-4521 (1350 amino acids)
Biological process (GO): cell-cell adhesion; axon guidance
Cellular component (GO): axon; plasma membrane
Molecular function (GO): protein binding
Source: RefSeq, a predicted model, not a curated record
GGAGUGGGAUGCGCAUCGCUGUGAGUGCGCUGCUGCUCCUCUCGGAAUGAGCUGCGCUUCACAUUCGCUAAAAGCUGCCGCGGAGAAGACUCUUCCCUUUAUGACCAGGCUAAAAAUAGUUGAAGUGUCUUCUUUUUUGUGAGGGUUUAUUCUCUUCAAAAUAAGGGUGAUGCGCAGAAGUGCUGAUGCUGAGUUUAGUAGUGAGCGUUCUCCGGGGCGGUGCUGAUGCUGCUCCCGCUGCUGAUCCUGCAGCUGACUCCGGCUUCUGGGAGUGACAUCAAAGUUUUUCAUGGUUAUUUUACGCGCUUGAAAUAUCCCAGCUGAGGCUCCGACUCCGCGCGCGUUCAGUCGGCCCUCUUCUUGAGGAGAAUCUGCGCUCGGUCCAAUGACCCGAGGUUUGCUUCAAUUGAUAAACUGACGCGGAGGCUGCAGACCCUCAGAGGGAACUGGCAUCACUACAGUGUGGAGAUGAACUUGGGAAAUUUCCCUCUUGCAUUCGCCACUUUCAUCGCCAUUGCUUCAGCAUCCCGAGCACGGUUUGAAGAUAGCUUCCCUCGGAUUGUGGAGGACCCCUCAGAUCUGAUCGUCUCCAAGGGGGAGCCAGCCACCCUCAACUGCAAGGCAGAGGGCCGACCCACUCCCAGCAUAGAGUGGUAUAAAGAUGGGGAGCGUGUGGAGACCGACAAGGAUGACCCCCGCUCUCACCGGAUGCUCCUGCCCAGCGGCUCCCUCUUCUUCCUGAGGAUCGUACACGGGCGCAGGAGCAAACCGGAUGAAGGCGUCUACACCUGCGUGGCCAGAAACUACCUGGGAGAGGCCGUUAGUCGGAAUGCUUCGCUCGAAGUUGCCAUUCUGAGAGAUGACUUUCGGCAGGCACCGAGUGACGUGGUGGUGGCUGCUGGUGAGCCCGCCGUGCUGGAGUGCGUGCCUCCGCGAGGUCACCCUGAGCCCUCCGUGUCCUGGAAACGCAACAACGCCCGCGUCAGCACCAAAGACGACCGCAUCUCUAUGCAAGGAGGCCAGCUGAUGAUCUCUCACACCAAAAAGAGUGACGCUGGCAUGUAUGUGUGUGUGGGCACCAACAUGGUUGGUGAGAGAGACAGCGAUCCUGCAGAGCUGGUGGUGUAUGAGCGCCCGGUGCUGGUUCGGAGGCCCGUGAACCAGGUGGUGAUGGAGGAAGAGACGGUGGACUUCACAUGCGAGGUUCAUGGGGAUCCCGCUCCCACUGUGCGAUGGCAGCGGGAGGGAGGAGAGCUUCCCCGUGGGAGGUUUGAAAUCCGCAACGGCAACAACCUGCGCUUGUUCCGAGUGAAAGAGCAGGAUGAAGGGACGUACACCUGCACAUCUGAGAACAGCGUGGGCAAAACGUCGGUGUCUGCCAUGCUGCAGGUCCACGUACCGCCACAGAUUGCUACAAAGCCCCGAGACCAGAUUGCCACCCAGGGGAGGAGCGUCACCUUCCAGUGUGGCACAACAGGAAACCCUCCACCUGCCAUCUUCUGGCAGAAAGAGGGCAGCCAGAUGCUGCUGUUUCCUGGUCAGCCACCAACACAGUCAGGCCGCUACUCCGUUUCCAAGAGCGGAGAGCUGACCAUCACGGAUGUUCACCCCGAGGACUCGGGCUUUUAUGUUUGCCAGGCCAUCAGCGUGGCAGGAAGUGUGCUGACCAAGGCACUGCUGGAGGUGGAGGGAGGUCCUUCCGGUCGCAUUCCUCCAAUCAUUCGGCAAGGCCCGGCCAACCAGACCGUCUCCCUGGGUGCGACGGUGCAGCUGCACUGUCGCGUGGUCAGGGGUACUUCAGUGAAGAUCUCAUGGGAGAAGGACGGAGAGAGACUUCAGGGAAAUAAACUCCGACUAACCUUGAUGGAGAACGGGACGUUGCAAAUCACUGACGUAAAGGACACAGACUCAGGAAUGUACACAUGUGUGGUGUCCAGCGUGACGGGUGAAUCGAGCUGGAGUGGUGCGCUGACUGUGAGAGAAGAAGGGACUCCCUCAGGAUCCAGAGUUUCUGAGUACAUCCAGCUUCCAGGACCUCCGCAGAAGCCCGUGGUGACUGACGUGACCAAAAACACCGUCACUCUCACCUGGCAGUCCAAUCCACAUGAAGGGGGGGCUGCUGUCACAUCCUACAUUAUUGAGGCCUUCAGCCAGUCUGUGGGCAGCACCUGGCAAACGGUGGCAGAUCAAGUGAAGCAGGAGACGCACACGGUCGUGGGGCUUUUUCCAAACACGGUUUACCUCUUCAUAGUGAGAGCGGUCAACUCUUACGGCCUCAGCGACCCCAGUCCCAUCUCUGAGCCUGUGAGGACUCAGGACGGAAGUCCGACAGAACAGGGCGUGGACCACAGACAGGUGCAGAAAGAGCUGGGCGAAGUGUCCAUCUACCUGCAGAGACCUGUGGUUCUGUCCCCCACCAGCGCCAAGAUCUCCUGGACUGUCGCCCGCCCGUCACCCUACGUUCAGGGUUACCGCAUCUUUUAUCGGACUAUUGGCAGCUCCUGGAUGGUCCAAGACGUGGAGGCCACAUCUGACUAUAGCAGCGUGUUGGCGAAUCUACAGAGUAACACAGAGUAUGAGGUCAAGAUGAGACCUUACUUCAAUGAACUUCAGGGUCAUGAUAGCAUCACACUCUUGAUGCGAACCCCCGAAGAGGUUUUGUGCGCUCCUCCUCGUGCGGUGUCAGUGGUGCAGCUCACCAACAGCUGUAGUAUCAGCGUCUCCUGGGAGUCGCCUCCUCACAACAUUCAGAGUGGCACCAUCCGUGAGUACAAGGUCUGGUGUCUGGCCAGCGACGUGGAGUGGGAGAGCCAGAUAAACCGAACCGUGGAUGGAGCGGUUUUGUCCAUCUUGUUGACGGACCUGCUGCCUGACGUCCGUUACACUGUGGUGGUAGCUGCUGUCACCAGCUUGGGUGUGGGCGCCCAGAGCCCGCCUGUCAGCCUGCUUCUCACUCAACCGCCAGAGGUGAAGAAAAGCAGCAGCGUCAGCAUGGCAGAGCAGAUUGUAAAUGUCAUCCGGCAGCCAGCCUUCAUCGCCGGCCUGGGCGUGGCUGCGUGGUUGGUGCUGAUGGGCUUCAGUGGCUGGCUGUACUGUCGGCACCGUAAGAGGAAGCAGCUGGGACACUACACCACUUCUUUUGCUUAUACGCCAGCAGCGGGUUUUGCUCACAGUGAGGGAUCAGGAAUCAUCAAUGGAGGGCCUGGUUUGUUAGGAUCAAACAUGGGGAAUUAUCCGUGGCUGGCAGACUCUUGGCCGACUCCAAACCUCACCCACACCAACAAAGACUCAGUCAACUGCUGCUCUGGAAAACUGGAACCUGACAGAUAUUACAACUCUCUUGGGAUCAUUAGCUAUCCGAACCAGACGGGAAAACGCAGCACGGCGUCCAACGACAGUCCCAUCUACAGCACCAUCAACACAACGGCAGAGGACGACCUGCUGGCGUACUACAACACUUACUCCAGCAUGUCGUACAGCCAGGGGCCAGACCCGUACAGCAGCAACCCGAUUCUGUCAAACUGUGGGCUGGUGUGCUUGGAGAAAGAUCUGGAUCAGUGGACCAUCCAGUCUGGUCAGUCCGGAUCUGAAUACGCCAAGCUCCAGUACACCAAGAAAAACCACGACAAGCUGCUACAGGAGAAGCCUCCAUCGAGGUCGGCUCCACUGACCUGGGUGGAUGUUUUAUCUCUCCCUCUUCCAGCAAACCACAUCAGAGGUCGCACAAAAUCAGACAAAGAGGAGGCGCACAAAGAGGACAGCUCCGAGGAGGAAGAGGACGACUGGUGUCCUCCGCUGCCAGCUAGAACCUACCUGAUGGACACUUCCAAGGAAGAAAUCUCCAGCCUGCCGUCUAAUCCAGAGGGGCUUUCCUGCACAGCCACACAGAAGGAUCCCUCCAAAGCGAAUCAUAGCCCACGCCCGCAGCACUUUGACCUCCUGGCCCGUCACCAUUUGGGUUCCCAGGUGUCCCAGUCCAACCCUGAUCUGUUUACCAACAACAAGACCCGAGAAAUCAGGGACUCACACAACUGUAGCCAGUGGGCAGAUGACUUCAGAGGGGAAAGCCUCAGCAAGGGACAAUUUCCUGCCGCAGAGUCGAGCCCCACAGCCCCCCAGGCCCACAGAUCCAGGAGUAAGAAGAAAGCGUCAAAAGACGGACAAAAGAGACGAGAGCAGCACAACCAGGCGGCUACAAUACACGAACUGGCCCCUCCGCCUCCCCCUCCUUCCACAGAGGACUCCCUGCAGCUCCUGGUGGAUGUUUUGAGCCGCAGCCGAGCGGACAGUGAAAGACACGAGGACAGCAGGUCUCCCACCCUUCCCAAGAGGGGAGAACAUUUCUCACCCCAAAGCGAGGUUUCUACAAAGUGGUUGCCAGAAGCAGAUGAAAAUGUAAUCCCGUACGGAAAACUGAACAUCCUCCCCGAGCUCCAGAUAAUGAGUUAUGGCUCUCUGGGCGGAAGAGUCUCUUCUGGAUCCUCCCCUGCAGACCAAAGGAGAGAAGAGAAGCUCACCUAGACGGCAGAGGAUGGCGUCAUGUGACAUCCACUUUACCCUUCACCGGUUUGUGAAGUCUUUACAAACCAUCAAUCUGUUGCCAUGGCAACCUGCAAACUCCUGAAGACUAAAGGGAAAGUGUCAAGGCUGGCUUUUUCACGAGUUAUUUGGGAUUUUUUUCUUGUUUUUUCUUUUGUGUAUAUAUACAUCCUUAAUGCAUUUUUUUUUACUUUUGAUCAGAUAUAUUACUAAAACUGGUUCUGAGAGGAAUAUGUAUUUUUUGGGAGAAGAAGAAAAAAAAAUAAAUGAGGUUUAACCUUGAUGUACAGCAGAUUAUUGAAUGUAUCCUCUGUUCACUCCUGACCAUGAAGUGAUGGCAGACAACAAUAGCACAAGUUUGACAAAAGACUGGUGAAGACUUAAGGUAGACAUUAUGUUAAUAGUCCUUCAUGUUGGUGUAUGUGUGUGCGUGUGUGAUUCUGUGCACGUGGGCUGUGUUUGUGUGUCUGAAUUUGUGUUUUUUAUUUCUCACUCAUAUGUGUUGUACUUCUGCAGAUCACCUGUGCGUUGAUUUUUAACAGAACAAUAAAGCAUUUGUUAAAAAAA